AUGGCAUCCCGCUGCAUUGUUUUCUUCAGCGCCAUAAUUGUCCUGGCUCAAGGAUCAAAUGUUUUGCCAAUCGAACAAGAAGCGGAGGUGGCAGUGCACUCUAGCGUCGUGUCGUCAGGAGCUCCAGUUGUCGUCGUUUCCCAAGGACAUCCGUCUGUUCACCAGCCCCAGCGUCCAAGCUAUAGUCAUGGUCCUGUGCCGGUUCCGCUUGGAGGACCUCAUCGUGUGAUCGGAUCAGGAUUGGUCGGACCUCGUCCUUAUGUGGCUGUUCCCCUUCGUCCGGCACCGGUAUCCUACGUUCGUCCCGCUACCGUAGUCAUUCCUGCUCCCCGAGUGGUUGUUGGUCCUACGGUUCCCAUCCGCCAUCCCAAUGGAGUAGCUGCCCCAAUUGUUGUUGGAUCUGGACACGGCAAUGUCCAUCAGAUCCGUCAUCACGGCCAGAAACCCUACUAA
Messenger RNA from Drosophila elegans, 453 nucleotides. RefSeq lists its product as uncharacterized. Lineage: Eukaryota; Metazoa; Arthropoda; Insecta; Diptera; Drosophilidae. The record is from RefSeq and is a predicted model, not a curated record. The coding region runs from base 1 to 453 and encodes 150 amino acids. The transcript has a single exon.